GUGGGAGAAGUUGACAACAGCAAAAGAAUGGGAGCUGAGUGGAUGGAAUUUGAAUUUGAAGAGUGAAUACAGGAAAUUGUUGCAGAAGAUCCUGUUUUCAGUUUAUAACUCAGACAGUAGAAGAAAAAUAGAAAGUGAAACUCAAAAACAAGGGGGAGAAAAGAAAGACAAAAGAAGCAAUACAUUGGAAAUUCUUAUUGAUUUAAAUGAGCAAAAUCAUAAGGAUAAUAAAGAAUUUCAAGAAACGUUGUUGUCAAUGUUUGGUCAAUUAAUUUUUGCUAUAAACCAAUAA
Paraglomus occultum is the source of this 292-nucleotide messenger RNA. Lineage: Eukaryota; Fungi; Glomeromycota; Glomeromycetes; Paraglomerales; Paraglomeraceae. The record is from the annotation of a GenBank genome assembly.